Molecule: messenger RNA, 2364 nt
Organism: Lethenteron reissneri (Far Eastern brook lamprey)
Lineage: Eukaryota; Metazoa; Chordata; Hyperoartia; Petromyzontiformes; Petromyzontidae
Product: golgin subfamily A member 6-like protein 22
Source: RefSeq, a predicted model, not a curated record
UUGUUCCAACCUCCCCAGGCCCUCCAACAUAAAACAGAAAUUUCUCCUUCCCAACAACAUGGACAGACAACUCAAGUGGGCUGAGAUCUUGGAGGACUAUGAGGCCCGGGAGUCGUGGCGCCAGUCGACCACGUGGGGAGACAUUAUGGAUAAAGUGGACCCUUUCGCAGGACAAAGUUAUGAGAAUUGCUCCCCAAAGAGGAGCAUUGGGGAGUUGAAGCACUUCAGCGGAGUGAAGCGUCUCCAGGAGAAGCACCUUGUGAAGGAGAAAUGCACCAUGGAAAAGGAGCACCUCAUUGAGGUGCAGCGCCUUGUCAGGGUGAAGUGCCACACAGAGGAGAAGUGCCUCAGAGACAAUCUACUCAAGAACCACCUCAUUGAAAAGCACCUCAUUGAAGUGAAGUGCUUCAGGGAUGAGAAGCGUUUUCGCAAGUUGAAGUGUCUCGAGGAGAAGCAUCGGGAGGAGGAGAAGCAUCUUGCCAGGGUGAAGUACCUUGGAGAGGUAAAGCGUCUCCAGGAGGAGAAGUGUCUCAAGGAGGUGGAGCGCAUCACUGAAGAGAAGCGCCUCAUUGAAGUGAAGCGCCUCGCCAGGGUGAAACACCUCACACAGCAGAAGUGCCUCAGAGACAAUCUCCUCAAUAAUGUGAAACGCCUCAUGGAAAAGCGCCUCAUUGAGGAGACCAAUGAGAAGCGUCUGGAGAAGAAGCGUUUCACCAGGGUAAAUUACCUCACCGAGGUGAAGCGCUUUGCCAACAUGAAGCGGGUCGAGGAAGAGAAGCGCCUCAUGGAGAAGACGCGCCUUGUUGAGGUGAAACUUCAAGAGGAGGAGCGCUUCAUGGAGGAAAAGCACAUUGUAGAGGAAAAGCAUCUUGUGGAGGAGCAGUGCCUCGCCAAGAUGAAGCAACAGUGGCUCCGGACAGCUACCACCAGCAGCACUACCAGCAGCACCGCCAGCAGCCCCACCACCACCGCCGCCACUCUUGUGCAGGGCCCGAUUGCUCCGAGCUUUGGAGAAAAGGGCUUCCAAGAAGAGAAUGCAAACUCUGGGGCCGCUGAGCCACGAUUUGAACCAGCGCAGCCCUCCUCCUCACUCAUCCAGGCCUUUGAAGCAAAGACAGAGGUUAUGGUGGAGACAAAGGAAGAGGUGAAGGAGGAGGUGAAGGAAGAGAUGAUGGAGGAGGAGGUAGAUGCAGAGAAAUCGGAGGAAGAGAAGACAAAGGAGGACGAGAUUGUGAUGGAGACAAGGGAGGAGAACACGGAGGGAGAGGAUAAAGAUAUUAUGGAGGUGGAGGACCAGGACAAAACAAAAGAUGAACAGAUGGUCGUGGUGGGGGACAUGGAGGAGAUGGACAAAGGGGAAACAAUGGUGGUGGAGGAGGAAGAGAAGACGGUGGUGGAGGAGAUGGUGCUGCAGGAAGGUGAGGAGAUGAUGAAGGAAGAGAUGGUGGUCGGGAAGGGGGAGAAGAUGGAGAAGAAGACAAAUGUGGAGCAGGAAGAGAAGGUAGAGGAGAAGAUGGUGGUGGAGGAUGAAGAGAAGGAGGAGGAUGAGACAGAGGAGGAGAAGAUGGAGGAGGUGCAGGAGGUGGUGAUGCACGAAAAGAAGAGGAAGCGAGGAGGCUUCGUUCACAUGGCGAGAGCAAUCACCUCACUCCUCCGCCGCGUGCUGCUUUGUGGCGGCAGGUCCACCGCCCAGUAGGGGUGGUCGUGGAUUGGUGCAAACCAUGACCGCUAUCACCACACUACCUAUCCACCCCAUGAUACACGCCACACACACACCACACGGUUCCCCAGAGAGAGGGUGCCACUGGGACCACAGCUGGGGAAUGAAGCUGAGCAGCAGAUGCCAGGACUACAGGAGAGAAUGACUGCUACCAGGACACCUCACAUCACACACACACACGGGACUAUCCCAAUAGCAUAGCCAGCCCCACACUGGGCCCCUUCCAUGCUGGUUUUCAUCCAGGCAGUCCUCAUGGGAUGACCUUGCCAUGGUUUCCAGGACAUGGAAGGGGCAGCUGACCCAGGGUGAGAGAGCUGGAGGGGUCAGGUGCAGACAAUGAACAAAACCUGCACGUGCCAAGUUUCAAGGCCACCCUGUUAAGAAUUAGGAUACAUACUAUUGUUGUUACCAUAAACUUUGUGAAAUCAACCUUUGAGGACACAGCAUAACGUUGCAUUACUUGUGAGUGCUUCCUGGGUUGGGUAAAUGUGCCUUGGCUUGUGCGUGCGGUGUCCCGGCUGUGUGUGUGGCGGUACAAGGACACAUAAUGAGACGUUUUGGGAAAUGGUCCUUCUUCAGAGCACAUACAAGCGGUGGUGGGAAAACAUUCAGGUGAUUUGCCUUCUUAACGACAAAUCCGCCCC